ACAGAUACAGUCAUUUACACACGUAGGCCAGUAAAGCGAUAACCGCGGUACUGGGACUCCACGCAGGUUCCCAGGACACGUCUUUUACAUUGUUACCGAACAGAUCAGCGAACACAGACAAACGGGCCAACACUUAAAUCUACUCGCUGGAUUUCAUCUCCAUGGCAACAAGCAUGGAAGGCCAAGAGGUGACUCCAGCAGGAAUUCUGAAGAGCCAAAAUGAUGUGACAGUGAAUAAUGAGUAGUACCUACUGUGGCAACUCUUCAGCUAAGAUGAGUGUCAACGAAGUGUCAGCUUUCUCGUUGACUCUGGAGCAAAAAACUGGCUUCGCUUUUGUUGGGAUUUUGUGUAUCUUCUUGGGACUUCUUAUCAUCAGAUGCUUCAAAAUCCUGUUAGACCCAUAUAGUAGCAUGCCUUCCUCUACAUGGGAAGGUGAAAUUGUAGAGUUUGAUAAAGGGACAUUUGAACAUGCACUUGCCUGAGUGUUCCAGCUUUAUAGUUUCUAGGGUUAUACCACUGGGGCACAUGGUGGACACAACUGUAAUUUCCUUCAGCGUGCUGGAGGAAGAUCAUUUCAUUCACUGAAUUCAAUAAACGUGUAUGGUUAAUUUAUCCACCAUGCUGUGUUAGUGAUAAACCAUUGUUGGGGUUCCUCACUUUCCUCUGUCCUCACAUUGAGGUUUCUAAUGAAUAGAGCAUAAGGAUAACUCCAGCCACAUAUAAUAUCUUUAUUCUUCCUGCAUCUGCCCCUAUGCAACACCCAGACACUCUCUCCAUAUUCCUGACUGCCCCCCCCCUUGCUCUAGAGAAUUAGGUGUCAAAGAUAAGGACCCCUCAGUCCAAAGAAUAAAUAGAAUAUGAUUUUCCUAAUAAUAGCCAUAGGUCCACAAUGUUCAUACAAACCCUACAAGCAAGCAUAGGCCAUAAAGUUCCCCAAAUGUCACAAUUUGACACUUCUAUUUCUUCUCCUUCUAGGAUCUCUUGCAAUAAAAUCCCCUAGCUUGGGAUCAUACUGAUACUCCCUCCUCUUCCCCUUUUAUAAAUAGCAAUAAAAAGGGAGUUUUCAUCAUCACCUGGUGGAAACAAGAAGUCCAGUCUCUGCCACCAAUAGAGCUAUCAACCUUGGCCAAGUCAUCU
This is a messenger RNA of Physeter macrocephalus (sperm whale), 1138 nucleotides long. It is a transcript of the gene CTXN2, whose product is annotated as cortexin 2. The record is from RefSeq and is a predicted model, not a curated record. NCBI's taxonomy places the organism in Eukaryota, Metazoa, Chordata, Mammalia, Artiodactyla, Physeteridae. The coding region runs from base 238 to 483 and encodes 81 amino acids. The transcript has 2 exons.